This is a messenger RNA of Folsomia candida, 1807 nucleotides long. RefSeq names its product D-2-hydroxyglutarate dehydrogenase, mitochondrial. The coding region runs from base 137 to 1756 and encodes 539 amino acids. Gene Ontology annotation, cellular component: mitochondrion. The record is from RefSeq and is a predicted model, not a curated record. Gene Ontology annotation, molecular function: catalytic activity; FAD binding. Lineage: Eukaryota; Metazoa; Arthropoda; Collembola; Entomobryomorpha; Isotomidae. The transcript has 7 exons.
AACAGGUAUUACUGGAAUUGAAUUAAAUAUAUAUUAUGCAGCUCCAGGAGUUCGUUACAUAACACAAAGCGGAGCAUAUAGUCAUUUCAUUUCCAACUGUACAUUAACCUUCACCUGUUCUCUAACCCUAAAUAUUAUGGCUUCCAAACAAUUCUUUAAAACGUUAAGACUUAUCCCACAAAAAUAUUCUAAUGAUACUCGUGGUUUACAUAGUUGUUCAUAUCGCUACGUUGUAAACAGUAAUUAUCAGCAGUGCACAUUUUUGACAGCACGUCAAUCCAAGUCGAAAAUAGUAUCUGCUCUUCAUCCAAGUAAAGCCUAUUAUGGAACUCAACCAAGCAGUAGUAAAAUCACGAGAGGUCCAUACUCUCGCCUUGAAGCGGUUGACAUUGCCGUGUUUACCGGGAUAUUGGGCAAGGCUCGUGUAAUCAAUGGGGCUGAGGAUGAUCUGGAUGGAUUUAAUGUGGAUUGGCUAAAAUCUGUGAGGGGGAACGCUCAAAUCGUUCUAAAGCCAAAUACAACAGAAGAAGUAAGUCAAAUCAUGCAACAUUGCCAUUCCCGAAAUCUCGCAGUUGUUCCACAAGGAGGUAACACCGGGUUGAACGGGGGAUGCAUCGCUAUUUUCGAUGAAGUUGUGAUAUCUACUUCUCUAAUGAAUCAAGUUAUCAAUUUGGACGAAUUGACCGGAGUUUUAACCUGUCAGUCAGGCUGUGUCCUAUACACUCUCGACGAACAUGUGAAAGAACGCGGAUUCGUCAUGCCCUUGGAUCUGGGUGCAAAAGAAAGUUGUCAAAUCGGAGGAAAUCUGAGUACAAAUGCAGGAGGGCUUAGAGUUCUGAGAUAUGGCAGUCUUCACGCCACUGUGCUAGGCAUUGAAGCAGUGUUAGCCGACGGUACAAUUUUAGACUGCAUGAGCACCAUGAAGAAGGACAACACUGGAUACGACUUGAAACAUUUGUUCAUCGGGUCGGAAGGAACAUUGGGAAUUUUGACCAAAGUAGCAAUUCAAUGUCCUAUCAAGCCUAAUUCAAUAAAUCUGGCCUUUCUCGGUCUCGACAGCUACUCCAAAGUUCUCGAAACCUAUCAAAAGGCACGCAACGACCUCGGAGAGAUUCUAUCCGCUUGUGAAUACAUUGAUAAUGAGACGAUGAAAUGUGCCGAGGAAAAUAUGAACCUCAAAGCCCCCAUCAGCUCUUAUCCUUACUACAUGAUGAUCGAGACUGCCGGAUCAAAUGCGGUUCAUGAUGAAGACAAAUUAAACUCUUUUCUCGAGGACUCCAUGAAAUUAAAUCUCGUUACGGAUGGAACCGUUGCCUCUGAGCCGAGUCACAUGAAGGCGAUCUGGAGCACUCGGGAAAAACUGGCGGAUGCCAUGCUCAAGGAUGGCUACUUUCUCAUCUUUGAUUUCUCCGUACCGUUAGAAAUAUUUGAAAAGUUUGUACAAGAUACGAGAGCUUAUCUGGGGGCGAGUGUCAAGCGAGUGACAGGCUUUGGACAUCUGGGCGACGGAAAUAUCCACUUGAACAUCACAAUGGAAAAAUUCAACCCUGACGUACUCGCCAAAGUUGAACCAUUUGUGUACCAAUGGGUCGCCAACCAUAAAGGCAGCAUAAGUGCGGAACAUGGCAUUGGCUCGAAAAAGCGGCAUUUGAUACAUCACUCCAAGUCGGGAGAAUCAAUAAAAAUUAUGAAACAGAUUAAAAAGUUACUUGAUCCCAAGAAUAUUAUGAAUCCGUACAAAGUUUUACCGGAAUAAGAACUUGCACUUGACGAAAUGAAAUAAAUUAUGUAAUCCAACCACCCUUAA